AUGUCCAUUAAUAGACCAUUCCAAUUAAAUUUCAAUAAUAUAGAAUUGAACUUAAUUAUUGAUUCAAAAUAUUAUCAACUUUUUCAACAAUUAAAUUAUCAAUUUAAUAAAUCUAUUGAUUUAGAUUCUCCUGAUUUAAUUGAAAAUUCAAUUGAAUUAUCCAAUUAUUUCAUUGGAUUUGUUAAUGAUUUAAUCAAUUCAAAAAACGUUAACUAUGAUUCUCAAGAAUUAAAACAUGUUUUAAAUUUAUGUAUUGAAGAAUUCCAAUUGAAUUUUAAUAAUAAUGAUAUUCACAAUUUCUUAGUUCAAUUAUUACAACAAGAUAAGACUAGUUUACCUAAAAUUAAAAUCAUGUUGAAGAACUAUUAUAUUGCUAAAGAUAUCUUACAAUUAUCUCACGAUAAGAACAAUUCCAAAUUAUUUAAUGAAAAAUCUCAAGGUAAUUCAAUUUAUGCUAUAUUCGGAGGUCAAGGUAAUACUGAUGAUUAUUUCGAAGAAUUAAGAGAUUUAUAUAAUACUUAUAAUCCUUUAAUCAAAGAAUUCCUUAUUGAAAUAAAUAACAAUUUAAAUAAGUUAUUGAAUUCCAUUGAUAAUGAUAAAAUUUAUACUCAAGGACUUGAUUUCAUCAAUUGGUUGGAAAACAUUGAUAAAACUCCUGAUCAAGAAUAUUUAUUAUCAGUACCAGUUUCAUGUCCAUUAAUUUGUGUCCUUCAAUUAUGUCACUAUCAAAUCAAUUGUAAAGUAUUAGGCUUCACACCAAAAGAAUUUCAACAAUUCUUCAAAGGUACUACUGGUCACUCCCAAGGUUUAGUUACUGCUUUAGCUAUUGCCUCAUCUUCAAACUGGGAAGAUUUCUUAUCAAAUUCUAUUAAAUCCGUUAGUUUAUUAUUUUCUAUUGGUCUUAAUUGUUUGUUAACUUAUCCUAAUACUACCUUACCUCCUUCAAUGUUACAAGAUUCUUUGGAAAAUAGUGAAGGUAGACCAUCUCCAAUGCUUUCAAUCAGAGAUUUAUCUAAGAAAAAGGUUGAAUUCUUCAUCAACCAAACUAAUAACCAUUUACCUGUUGAAAAACAUAUUUCAAUUUCUUUGAUUAACGGUCCAAAUCAAUUUGUUUUAUCAGGUCCUCCUGAAUCUUUAUAUGGUUUAAAUGUUACUUUAAGAAAUGAAAAAGCUCCAAGUGGUUUAGAUCAAUCAAGAGUUCCAUUUUCUAAAAGAAAAUUGAAAUUUUCCAAUAGAUUUUUACCAAUUUUUGCUCCUUUCCAUUCACAUUUAUUGAAAAAUGGUUUUGAAGCUAUGUUAAAAUUAUGUAAACAAAAUGAUAUUAUUUUUGACCAUAAUAAGAUUCAAAUUCCUGUCUUUGAUACUUUUGAUGGAUCAAAUUUCCAAGAUAUUAAAGAUGAUGAUGAAAUCGUUGAAAGAUUAAUCAAAUUAAUUAUCGAAUUCCCAGUCAAUUGGGAAAUUGCUACCAAUUUUAAAUCAACUCAUAUCUUAGAUUUCGGUCCAGGAGGUGUUAGUGGUUUAGGUAUAUUAACCCAUAAAAACAAAGAUGGUACUGGUUCGAGAAUCAUUUUAGCUGGUGCUUUGGAUGAAUCUUUAGAUGAUGAAUAUGGUUUCAAACAAGAAAUUUUCAGUAAUAAAGAUAUCAAAUACCAAACCAAUUGGGCUACUUUUAAACCUACUUUAAUCAAGGACAAGACUGGUAAAAUCUUCAUUAAUACCAAAUUUUCUAAAAUUUUAAGUAGACCACCGUUGAUGGUUCCAGGUAUGACCCCAACAACUGUUAAUCCUAAAUUCAUCAUUGAUACUUUAAAUGAAGGAUAUCAUAUUGAAUUAGCUGGUGGUGGUUAUUUUGCUCCUCAAAUGUUAAAAGAUGCCAUUGAUAAAAUCUCAAGUGAAAUCAAACCAGGUUAUGGUAUUACUAUUAAUUUGAUUUAUGUCAGUCCAAGGCAAAUGCAAUGGGCUAUUCCUUUGAUCAAAGAUUUAAGAGAAAAAGGAUACCCUGUUCAAGGUUUAACUAUUGGUGCUGGUGUUCCAUCAUUAGAAGUUGCCAAUGAAUAUAUCAAUGACUUGAAAUUAACUCAUUUAGGUUUGAAACCAGGCUCAACUGAUGCUAUUAACCAAGUUAUUAACAUUGCUAAACACAAUCCUCACUUCCCAAUCAUCUUACAAUGGACUGGUGGUAGAGGUGGUGGUCAUCAUUCAUUUGAAGAUUUCCAUCAACCAAUCUUACAAAUGUAUAGUAAGAUCAGAAAAUACCUGAACAUUAUUCUUGUUGCUGGUUCAGGUUUUGGGGAUGAUGUUGAUACUUAUCCAUACUUGAAUGGUUCAUGGUCAGCUAAAUUCAAAUAUCCUCCAAUGCCAUUUGAUGGUUUCCUUUUCGGUAGUAGAGUUAUGGUUGCUAAAGAAGCUUUCACUUCAUUAGAUGCCAAAAAAGCUAUUGCUGAAUGUAGUGGUGUUGAUGAUACUAAUUGGGAAACUUCAUUCGUCAAACCAACUGGAGGUAUUUUAACUGUUGUCUCAGAAAUGGGUGAACCAAUCCAUAAAAUCGCUACUAGAGGGGUUAAAUUAUGGAAAGAAUUUGAUGAUACUUUGUUCAACUUACCAAAGGCUAAAUUAGCUGAAGCUUUAAAAUCUAAGAAAGAUUAUAUUAUCGAAAGAUUGAAUAAAGAUUUCCAAAAAGUUUGGUUUGGUAAAAAUUCUGAAGGUGUUUGUGAUUUAGAAGAUAUGACUUAUCAAGAAGUUAGUGACAGAUUGAUUGAAUUAAUGUAUGUCAAGAAAUCUUCAAGAUGGAUUGAUAUUACUUUGAGAAAUUUCCUUGGUGAUUACUUAAGAAGGGUUGAAGAAAGAUUCGCUACUAGUGGAGAAUCUUUGAUUCAAAACUAUAAUCAAUUAUCAGUUAACCCUCAAGAUUUCAGUGAUAAAUUCUUCAAAACUUAUAGUAAAGGUUGUAACCAAUUAAUCAAUGAAGAAGAUUGUGAUUAUUUCCUUAACUUAUGUUUAAGACCUGGUCAAAAGCCUGCUCCAUUUGUUCCAACUUUGGAUGAUAAAUUCUCUUACUACUUCAAGAAAGAUAGUUUAUGGCAAUCAGAAGAUUUAGAAGCUGUUGUUGAUGAAGAUGUUGGUAGAACUUGUAUCUUACAUGGUCCUGUUGCUACUAAAUACGCCAACAAAGUCAACGAACCUAUUGGUGAAAUCAUGAACGGUAUCAAUGAUGGUUUAAUCAAGAAAUUAUUAGCUGAUGAAUAUGAUAAUGAUGAAUCUAAGAUUGAAACUGUUGAAUAUUUAACUGUUGACCCAGUUGAAGGUUCAGCCGUUGAUGUUAAAGUUGAUAUCGAAGGUACCACCAAAAAAUUGACUGUCUUAAGUAACGAUGUUGAUCCAGCUCAAUGGUUCAACUUAAUCACUGGUACUAAGAUUAAUUGGUUAUACGCUUUUAUUCAAUCCAAGAAAGUUGUUCAAGGUAUCAAUCAUAUUGAUAAUUCAGUUCAUUCAGUCUUAUCUCCAGUUAAAGGUUUGAUUGUUGAAAUCAAGAACUUUGAAACUGAACCAGUUUUAACUGCUUUUGAAAAAGUUCACAAUGAUUUAAAACCUGUUGUUUCAAUUUCAUAUGUUAACAAUGAAAUUCAAUACAAGUUGAUUGAACACAGAACUGCUGAUGGAUUACCUGUUGAAUUACCUUUCUUGUUCAAAUACACUGAUGAUGGGUUUGCCCCAAUUAGUGAAGUUAUGGAAAACAGAAAUAUCAGAAUCAAAGAAUUUUACUGGAAAUUAUGGUACGGUUCUAACGUCCCAGUUGAUUUAAACAUUGAUGUUGAAAAAACCAUUGUUGGUGAAUCAAUGUCAGUUAACGCUAAAGAUGUUGGAGAAUUUAUCCAUGCUAUUGGUAACAAACAACAAGCUUUCGUUGCUAAAGGUGAAAACUCCAAGAGUGGAUUUGCUCCAAUGGAUUUUGCUAUCGUUAUUGGUUGGAAAGCCAUCAUUAACGCUAUCUUCCCUAAAACUGUUGAUGGUGAUUUAUUGAAAUUAGUCCAUUUGAGUAACGGUUACAGAAUGAUUCCAGGAGCUAAAUUAUUAGCUCAUGGUGAUGUUGUUUCUACUAAAGCUGAAAUCAAAUCCGUUUUAAACCAAGCCAGUGGUAAAAUGGUUGAAGUUAUUGGUACUAUCAUCAGAGACAAUGAACCAGUCUUAGAAGUUACUUCACAAUUCUUAUACCGUGGUGAUUACAAAGAUUUCGAAAACACCUUCAGUAAGAAAGUUGAAACACCUUAUGAAGUUAAGAUUUCUUCUAUGAAGGAAUUAGCUAUCUUAAAAUCUAAAGAAUGGUUCGAAAUUUUAGAAGAAACUGACUUAUUAAACAAAUCUUUAACUUUCAGAUGUGAAUCUGUUUAUAAGUAUAAAGAUAUUGAAGUUUAUUCAAGCAUCAUUACUACUGGUAAAGUCUUCAUUGAAUUACCAACUAAAGAAAUCAUUCAAAUUGCUGAAAUCAAUUAUGAAGCCGGUAAAUCUUAUGGUAAUCCAGUUAUUGAUUACUUACAAAGAAAUGGUAAACCAAUCGAACAAGCUAUUAUCUUUGAAAAUUCUAUUCCGUUAUCAUCUAAUGAAGAAUUAACUUCCAAAGCUCCAACUACUAAUGAACCAUAUGCUAAAGUUAGUGGUGAUUAUAAUCCUAUCCACGUUUCAAGAGUUUUCGCCAACUAUGCUAACUUACCAGGUACUAUCACUCAUGGUAUGUAUUCAUCAGGUUCAAUUAGAUCAUUAGUUGAAGAAUGGGCUGCUAAUUCAGUUCCUGAAAGAGUUAUCGCUUUCAAAUGUAAUUUCGUUGGUAUGGUUUUACCAAACGAUACUUUACAAACUACUUUAGAACAUAUUGGUAUGAUUAACGGUAGAAAGAUCAUUAAAAUUCAAACCAAGAAUGAAAAUGAUUCCGUUGUUUUAGAAGGUGAAGCUGAGAUUGAACAACCAAUCACUACUUUUGUUUUCACCGGUCAAGGUUCUCAAGAACAAGGUAUGGGUAUGGACUUAUAUGCUAAAUCAGCUGUUGCCAAAGAUGUUUGGGAUAGAGCUGAUAUUCAUUUCAUUAACAACUAUGGUUUCUCCAUCUUAGAUAUUGUUAAAACCAAUCCAAAUGAAUUAGUUGUUCAUUUCAAUGGUAAAAAAGGUAGAAAGAUUAGAGAAAACUAUAUUGGUAUGAUGUUCGAAACUAUUGGUCCAAAUGGUGAAAUCAAAUCUGAAAAAAUCUUUAAAGAUAUUGAUCAUACUACCACUAGUUAUAAAUUCGUUUCACCAACUGGUUUAUUAUCAGCUACUCAAUUUACUCAACCAGCUUUAACUUUAAUGGAAAAAGCCAGUUAUGAAGAUUUAAAAUCUAAAGGUUUAGUUCCAACCGAUGCUAUGUUUGCCGGUCAUUCAUUAGGAGAAUAUAGUGCUUUAUCAUCAUUAGCCAACGUUAUGCCAGUAGAAUCAUUAGUUGAUGUUGUUUUCUACCGUGGUAUGACCAUGCAAGUUGCUGUUCCAAGAGAUGAAUUAGGAAGAUCCAAUUAUGGUAUGUGUGCCGUCAACCCUACCAGAAUCAGUCCAACAUUCAAUGAUGCAGCUUUAAGAUUUGUUGUAGGAGAAAUUAAUACUCAUACUGGUUGGUUAUUAGAAAUUGUUAAUUACAAUGUUGAAAACACUCAAUAUGUUACUGCUGGUGAUUUAAGAGCUUUAGAUACGUUAACUAAUGUAUUGAACGUCUUGAAAAUUAACAAAAUUGAUAUUGUUAAAUUACAAGAACAAAUGUCUUUAGAUAAAGUUAAGGAACACUUGAAAGAAAUCGUCCAAGAAGUUAGUGCUAAAUCUUUAGCUAAGCCUCAACCAAUUGAUUUAGAAAGAGGUUUCGCUGUUAUUCCAUUAAAGGGAAUUUCAGUUCCUUUCCAUUCAUCUUAUUUAAUGAAUGGUGUUAAACCUUUCCAAAGAUUUUUGAACAAAAAAAUCUCCAAGAGUUCCGUUAAUCCUGGUGAUUUGAUUGGAAAGUAUAUUCCAAAUUUAACUGCUAAACCUUUUGAAAUUAGUAAAGAAUAUUUCGAAGAAGUUUAUGCUUUAACUAAGAGUGAUAAAUUAAAGAGUAUCAUUGAAAACUGGGAUAAGUAUGAAUCUGCUUAA
Yamadazyma jaroonii is the source of this 6141-nucleotide messenger RNA. The record is from the annotation of a GenBank genome assembly. Lineage: Eukaryota; Fungi; Ascomycota; Pichiomycetes; Serinales; Debaryomycetaceae.